AUGACCUUGCAAUCUACAUCGCAGGAUCAUCACCUCGACUUACCUCACCGGCCCGGAGUAGAGGGGUCCGGAUCAAGUCAGACAGGCGAUCACUUGGUCUUAUCACGAGAACCAGUGCACACAGGAUGGCACAUGGGACCGAACUUCCAACCGCCUGCCCAACACGCCGCUGUGCUUACGCCUGUAGUGAGCGACAAGCUGAACCUGAACUAUCAAGACAUUCGAACACACCCACCCGCCAGCGGCGAAGUCGUCGUGAAGCUCUAUUACCAUGCUAAGUAUCCUCCAACCGCGGGACAAAAGGAUAUCAUAUUCUCUCUUGGACUGCGCAAGGGCUAUCCUCAACACAAUAUGAUCGGCGGCCAUGAAGGCAUUGGACGAAUCGUGAUGGCGCAGGACGAGUCGCUGCUCGGCAACCUGGUAGCGGCGCGAUACCUGGCCCACCACUGCCGCCACUGCCAUGCCUGCCUCCACGAUCUCCCCGAGCGCUGUCCCUCCCAACGCGACUUCCCACGAGACCACCCCGGGACGUACCAGGAGUACAUCAGGGCUCCGAUCUCGUCCUUGAUGCCCCUGCCCGCCUUCAUUUUGGAUAGCAUCCACACCGGCGCCGGGCCGAGUUUGGGUGAUUAUGCGGCUGCCAUAUGCUCCGGCGCCGCUGCAUCCAAGGCGCUAAGGAAGUUGAGCCCCAGCCCAGGAGAUGUGGUGAUGAUCAGCGGUAUUGCGGGCGCUAUCGGCCAUCUAGCCGGGCAGAUUGCAAGAAAAGUGUACAAAGCCAAGGUCAUUGGCGUCGACCUACCGGAGAAGCAGCCCGGGCUGGGCCCACGCAGCUCCGAGUGCUACGAUGCGUUCGUCCCUGCGAAUCGGGACUCGGAAGGGUCUGCCUCAUUUCUCGAAGGCCUUUCACGCGCCAGUAGCGAGUUACGGGGACCCGAUGUGCCACCUGCGAUGGCCGACGGGGUCAUUGUCACGGCGGGAUCGACGGCAGCGUACACAAAUCUAAUCGAAUAUCUGUGUGAAGGUGGCGCUAUCGUCUGCGUUGGUGUCCCUAAGCACGGCGGGGAGGUAUCCUUCCCCAUUGCCGAGGUGGUCGAAAAAGGAAUCCGGAUUCAGGGCACGCUCAUGGGCGGAUGGGAGGAAAGCUAUCGCGUCAUGCAGUACAUCAGGUCCGGCCUGCUCUCCCCCGUCGUGACGGAGAUCGAGCUGCGGGAUGUUCCCUCCUACAUGCAGCGAUUCGUGUCCUAUGAAAAUGCGGGCAAGAUCGUGGUCAACAUUGCCUCUCCCUAA
Aspergillus brunneoviolaceus CBS 621.78 is the source of this 1287-nucleotide messenger RNA. RefSeq names its product GroES-like protein. NCBI's taxonomy places the organism in Eukaryota, Fungi, Ascomycota, Eurotiomycetes, Eurotiales, Aspergillaceae. The transcript has 4 exons. The record is from RefSeq and is a predicted model, not a curated record. The coding region runs from base 1 to 1287 and encodes 428 amino acids.